Molecule: messenger RNA, 405 nt
Organism: Corticium candelabrum
Lineage: Eukaryota; Metazoa; Porifera; Homoscleromorpha; Homosclerophorida; Plakinidae
Exons: 1
Coding region: 1-405 (134 amino acids)
Source: RefSeq, a predicted model, not a curated record
AUGUGGAUCGGACGGAUCGCGAUCGAGUUGCAAGUGUGGACAGUGUUGCGGUUGGAUCGCGAUCCAGUUGCCAGUGUGGACAGUCCUCAAGAUGUCAAAGAAAUGAGCAGCGUGAGGAAACAGGCGAGAAAUCGGUGGGAUGGGCCAACCGCAUGUUCAGACCCGUCUAGUGCGUAUUCUCAGCCGGAAUGUUUUGAAACGGAGGAUAACCUUAGUGAGUCACUUGCUGUGAGGCUUUGGGCUAUUACCCAAGGUAAAAGGAGACUGAAGCCUGAAGCAUCAAGCUGUGCUGGUGAUUUGUGUACUAGGAAGCUAUUGAGAGGAUUGCAACGUGACAAUGUGAGAAAGUCAACAAGUACGGAAGGGGAGAGAAGGCUGAAAGAAAGCGUGAGAAAUGAAGGGUAA